AUGCAGCUCACCAAAGCCACCUACCUCGCUCUGGCCGCGGUUGCUCUGGCCCUUCCCCCAAAUGACAAGGAUGAACUGGUCCAAAACCCCAUCGACCCCGACCUUGCAUCAAAAGGCGCCUGCGGCAUCUUGAAGAAGCCCGUCUGCUGCCGUCAAUCUCAUCUUGGCUUGAUCGACACUGGCUGCUCCGCUGCGGCUGGAUCCCCCAAGACGGGGCAGGAGCUGGCCACCGCAUGCGAAGCCACGGGAAAAUUGGCCAGGUGCUGCGUCCUAGGUCUCCUGGGCCUAUACCUCGCAUGUAUGCCCCCCAAAGCCGUUGCCACAGAGCUGGGCUGGUACGAUGAUUACACGCCACCUCCCAGCGACAUCACCUUAACUGUUACACAAUGA
Molecule: messenger RNA, 390 nt
Organism: Diaporthe amygdali
Lineage: Eukaryota; Fungi; Ascomycota; Sordariomycetes; Diaporthales; Diaporthaceae
Product: hydrophobin
Exons: 2
Coding region: 1-390 (129 amino acids)
Cellular component (GO): extracellular region
Source: RefSeq, a predicted model, not a curated record